This is a messenger RNA of Ceratina calcarata, 1221 nucleotides long. RefSeq lists its product as uncharacterized. The coding region runs from base 242 to 676 and encodes 144 amino acids. The transcript has 4 exons. NCBI's taxonomy places the organism in Eukaryota, Metazoa, Arthropoda, Insecta, Hymenoptera, Apidae. The record is from RefSeq and is a predicted model, not a curated record.
GCUCAGCCACGGCUCGAAACGACGAGAAACGGCGACGACGGUGACGAAAGCGUGUAAUCGCGCGGUAUCGCUGCAAGAAACAGACGGGUACGUACCAGCUUUCACAUUGGUGAAAAACGUUCGCGUCGACCGAAGCAUAAAUAAGGAGACGCGCGCGCCGUCGAGUCGAGCAGGUUAAAUUAUCUUGGCGAUCUCGGCGGCCGCUUGUGUUCGUUGGUCAGCAGGUGUCUCCUAGUACGUCAUGUUCAAAACCACAAUCGUUUCGCACUUGACAUUCUUCCGCGUCUUACAGUUGGUCGUAAUUAUCAUUGUUUGCGUUGCACACGCAAGCGGAAUGAAACGCGAACGGAUACUUCCAUCAUCGGGUCCUGAAUCUGCGCAUGAGCCCGGAAGAUUCAGGAGAAAGUGGAACGAUCACGACCACGACCACGACCACGACCACGACCACGGGGAGUCUAGUAUAUCCGCGAUAAGCAAACAACUUUUCCAAGAUAUUUUUACCGAACACGGAAACGAUGAUCGAUUACAAUUCGGUUACGUUUGCGAAAAUCCUGAUCAAUGGGAGCAAAGAUUCGAAGAAAAAGAUUUGCGAAACAAUCGUCAUCGCGGAAAGGUAAAAUGGGGAAACGUGGACGGUGGCUACGGUGAACAUUAUUGGGACAUAAAUUACAAGUAGCGUAUCCGCACACACGACCUGUUGCUUUCAUCGUUAUUUUCCAACUGCUUCGAACUAAACCCAGUUGCUACUAGCCAGCUAGAUCUGCUGGAUAGACUUGUGUGAAAUAAACAUACAUGAUGCUACCUUUGAGCGCUUAGUUAGAGCGUAUGCUACUGGAGGUGGUAGCACUCCAACGGUAACGCGCGCGUUACCAGGCCGUACAAAGGGACAGCUAAUCUCAAUCUCGUGUUAUCUCUCUCCCUAACUAGAGAAGCCUGUCAGUCGGAGAGAAAUAGCGAGCAGCCAGUCGUGGCGCAAUUAGAGAGAGAUAGCACGGGAUCGAGACUAGCUAUCACUCUCUAUCUACGAAACUGGUAACGCGCGUGCUACCCCCAGUAGUAUAUGCCGUAUAUGCUCGAAGGGUGCUGCUGCGGUGGAAUGUUGAGCGUGCACGAAAUGUUGCGGAAAGAAAAGUACGGACAGUUGCUGACAAGUAAGUAUUGGAGGAACGAUAGAUCCUGUGAUAAUUAGACGGUACUUCGGGCGGCUGCGGCUGCGGCUGC